Messenger RNA from Sphenostylis stenocarpa, 474 nucleotides. The record is from the annotation of a GenBank genome assembly. Lineage: Eukaryota; Viridiplantae; Streptophyta; Magnoliopsida; Fabales; Fabaceae.
AUGCGGUUGCUUCGUCUUAGAGGCUUUCGCAUUACCUUUGUCCACACUGAAUACAACUACAAACGCUUGCUCAAUUCAAGAGGUCUUAAAGCCCUUGAUGGCAUUCCAGAUUUUCAUUUUGAGACCAUCUCAGAUGAGACCUUUUUCCUACCCUUUCGUGAACUUCUUGUUAGACUCUAUGAUUCUGCCACUGCCGGCAUUAUACCUCCAGUUACUUGCUUGGUUUUUGAUUUGUCCAUGACUUUCACUACACAAGCUGCUCAUGAACUAGCACUCCCUAUUGUUCUAUUUUCACUUGCUAGUGCCUGCAACUUAAUGGCUACUUUGCACUACCGUGAGCUUUAUGAUAAAGGUCUCAUACCACUCAAAGUUACUGAUGAAGGUGUCACUGUUUUCCCAUCAUUCUCUUUGAAAACGUAUUGGGAGUUCUCUGCCUUUAAGAGUCCAACUAUGGGCGCUGAAGGUUCAUGGUAG